This is a messenger RNA of Rhopalosiphum padi (bird cherry-oat aphid), 2594 nucleotides long. RefSeq lists its product as uncharacterized. The coding region runs from base 301 to 1395 and encodes 364 amino acids. NCBI's taxonomy places the organism in Eukaryota, Metazoa, Arthropoda, Insecta, Hemiptera, Aphididae. Gene Ontology annotation, biological process: signal transduction. The transcript has 9 exons. Gene Ontology annotation, cellular component: cytoplasm. The record is from RefSeq and is a predicted model, not a curated record.
CAAAAAAAUGUUUUCCUUACACUCGCGGUCCGCUUGCGUCAGUACGAUUCGCACGCCCCUCGCUAAACUAUUUUCGUAUUAUCAUAAGUACGGUGUUUGUAAAUGUAAUUAAUUUUUUCACUAAUAUUUAAAUUUACACACAUAAGUUUAUACGUAUAGUUUGUAAUAUUUGUAUACGCACUAUAUCGAUAUACAUAAACACAUUUGUUUGGUUUGCGCGUUUAUACAGCGUAUUUACAUUAAAAUUAAAUUAAUUCUAUAUAUUUUUCGUCCAAAACGGUUUCCAAUUAGUUUUUUUGGAUGUCUUUUGACGACCGCCGGCUGUCCGAGGCCAGAAGGGGCAGCAUUAGUUCCUACAUCAACAAAAAGAAAUUCCUCGUCAAGACAGAGAGAAGUGGAAAUGUCUACGUUCACGUCCAGGGAGAUCUUACCCAGCAGGACAAGAGAGCAAUAUUCCUCACUGUUCAUGACCUGGGAUGCAAUCACAUAUCGUUUGAGAACUUCGUCAACCAGCCAUGCAUGAGUGAAAUUAAAGAUCGAUCAAUAUUUAUCCAUAUUGACGUGCCUGGCCAUGAAGAUAACGCGGAUACUCUACCUGACUCUUUUCAGUUUCCUUCAUUGCAAGUGCUAGGAGAAGAUUUAGUGGCUGUUUUGAAUACUUUGCACGUUCGUUAUGUUAUUGGAUUAGGAGAAGGGGCUGGUGCCAAUGCAGUAGCUAGGUUUGGUUUGGCACAUCCUACGCGAGUUUUGGGGUUGAUACUCAUAAAUUGUACUGGAUCAGCUACAUCGGUGAAGGAAAAUUUCAAAUCAAAAUUCGUAAACUGGAAAGGAAAAUCAACUGUGAGUCAAUCAGCGAUGGAUUAUUUAAUUUUCCACAAAUUUGGACAUCAACUUAUGAAUGAAACAAACCCGGACAAAGAAUUGGUCAUUAAUGAGUUUGUAAAACGUCUUCAAGGCACUAUAAACUCAAAAAAUCUCAAACAAUACGUAAACGCAUUUCUCAACCGAAAAGAUCUUAUGCUUAAAGACUACAAACAAGACAUAUUAUUGGUAACUGGAGUUUUGGGCUCUUACGCUAAUGUUGUCGAGAAGUUACAUCGCGAUUUGAACAAGCACAAGGCUACAUUAUUAAAAAUUGAAAGGGCUGGAGAUGUUUUAGCAGAAGCACCGGCAAAAAUGGCACAAAGCAUCCUGUUAUUCUGCAAGGGACAAGGCCUACUUACAUCGGUCACGCUGCCAGGUAUCGAGAGACAGCGCACAUUCUCAGGCAGUUCAUCGGAUGGCGAGCGUCCGAGGCGCAGUUUGUCACGCGGUAUGAGUAUGGAAGACUACGAUCGACCAAACAUUCGGCGACUAUCCAUAUCUGUUAACGAAAACCUACCGUCUCCCAAAUAAAGACUAAACGAAUGAACCACCCACGCAUAAACGAUUGGCUAAAUUGAUCUACGCUGUUUGAAAACAUACAUUUAAAAAAAAAAAAUCUAGUCAUUAACUUCUAUUAUUACUUCUAUUUAUACGUGUAAUACAUUAAUCUUGCAUGAAUUGUCGUUAGUUCCUCUAGUCGCCCAAAAGAACCAAAUAUCCUUGUAUUAUAUAAUAUAUAUAUAUGUACGUACACACAUAUAAUAUUAUAAUAUAUCUUGCCCCUCGAUUCCGCCCACAUAUCAGUAUUACAAGAUUACACUAAAAAAAAAAAGGCUCUUAAUUGUUCUUACUUUAUGGAACGCGUUCCUACAAUGACAAUAUAAGCGAGGGCCAAGAAUAAUAUGUUUUAUUCGUUCUUACAAUAUUUUUUUAUUUUCGCCGAAAUAGUGAGGUCGGACUGGUGAUGGCAUUGAUACAUUUUGUCGACGGCUAUAUAGCGAAACCGUUGACAAUUUUUUUUUUGUUUUUUUUUUUUUUUUUUUAACAAAAUGAUUGUGAUUUCACUUCAUUUCAUGCCAAAGUAUUUAUUAAUUUUUUUUUCAAUUGUUGACGAAAUUUGUUUGUGCGAAACACAUUUAAAUCAUUCAAAUGUUUAUUUUAGCCACGGGUGAGAAGCCAUCAUUUUCACAUUUUUUUUUCUUUAUUUUAUAUUAAAUACAUGAUUUUGUUGAAACAACAUAAUAUAGUGGGGAACAUGUUAUUCAAGAGACUGAAAUUCAGUUUUUGCUUGAUUAAUUUGAUUUAAUCUAGAACACUUUAUACGUAGAAGCUUUUAAACGACGACAACGCUCAGUGGCUAAGCACUAAUUAAGUGCAAAUUAUACAUAAAAUAUAAAUACACAAAGAUUUAUACAUGGAUAUUUUUAAAUAUUUAUAAAUACGAUUUAUAUAAUAAUGUAGAUCUUUCGUUAUAUGUUUAUUAUAAAUAUAAUUUUUUUUUCGUAGUUUUUAAGCUUUUUACACUGGUAGUUGUUAUUGUUGCUAAGCUUUAUAAUAACAUUAUUAUCAUUAUGAAAUAUGUAGGCAUACAUAAUAUACAUACUAUACAUAUACAUAAAUAUAAUAAUUAUAACUGUGUUGAAAUACAUUUAUUAUGCAAUGUUAGUUGUAUUAUUAUUUAUUUAUUAUGAUUAUAUAUAAUUAAUUGUUAUUACAUAAUGAUAAUCAAG